CAUAAUUUGCGCAGGCCGGCGUAUCCUGUGGAUAUAUAGAUCAGCGCAUCUUCUGUCUCUGUUCGCGGCAGCAGCCCAGAUCUCCUGUUUACCCGCCCCUCUUCUUCUUCAUCCACUACCACAAGCAUAUUAUACAGCGUGGAAUCCUCUGUGUGCAGCAGCAUCUUCAAGAGAAACUUAUCAACUGCAUCUUGUCUUAAUUUGAAUCAGUGUCUGGCUUGGCUUGAUUAGUUGGUGAAACUUCACGGAUAUUUGCCAUGUUGUACAACGGCAGCUAAAUCGUCUUAUAUAUAAACGCAUCCGCAUUUUCCAUCGUUUGUUAACAGCUGAGCGGUAUAUGCUCGUUGUAUCAGAAGUCCUGUUUCUUAACCGUAUUUGGUUUCGGUUUUUUAUCUUUGAAAAUAUAUCACUCAACCAGAAAUUGUGGUCUUCUAUAUGGUUAAACCAAAAUUUCGCCAUAUUCGCGUUGAACAUGCCAACAAUCACAAGAUGAUGGGUGGCAAUUUCCAUGACCUUUACCAUCCCGCUCCGCUGCGCUGGGAAUGGAUCAACAAAUACUUCAGGCUGGUGUGUCUGCUGGUGAUUGUCCUACUGGAUACGGUAAUGACAGCCUCCCACGUGAAUGGGAUUAAGCGGGAUACCGUACAGCAGCCCUACUGCUGGAGCGAGUACGAGGAUGUGGCCAGUCGCGCCUACAUUGCGCCGGUCGUGGUUAAGGCCUGGUGUACGGUAGUGUAUUCCCGCAGUCAUCACCCGCACUUCAAUGCCACCUUUCACGUCAGUAAGAUCCUCAAGGGCGGUCCCCAUAUCGGCAAAUAUCUGGAAGAGAAUCCCAGGAUACAGUUGCAUUUCGGGAUGCCGUCCGUGUGGACGCAGUUGCCGGUGACCGCGGCUGAGAUCCAACAAGAAUCACUGUUGCGCAAUCAAGUGUGCUCCAUUGCUAGAGUGGAUGUACAGAAAGAAUAUCUGCUGUUUUUACAACCACACAACGGCCUGGAUGAGAGCGGCCUGGCCACAAAUGAUGGAGGAGAGGAUAUGCAAAUGGAAUCAAACAGUCUGCCCAUUACACCGUCACCGGCUAUUUCAUGGAGCAUUUACGCCGCACCCGAAAUCGUCACUGAGACGGCACUGACAAAUGCUCAUAAAGUUUUAAGGAGAGCCAAACCGCCCGUUGUUGCCAAACUCCGUCCCUUGAAUAUAACCGAAGGCGCAGAAUUGGCUCUUCAUUGUCGGACCAAAGGAUUUCCCCACCCCAGAGUGCUAUGGUACAAAGACGGCAUCGCUAUCCAACACCGCCAGCGGAAAUCGUUAGCGAUACGUAAUCACAGGCGAAUUCACCGUUUGCGGAUUAAAAAAUCCACUGUAGAAGACGCUGGAAAGUAUCGCUGUGUGGCUGUUAAUGUGCUGGGAGCUGCUGAGUCGGAAACGACUGUUACGAUAAUGUCCGCUCCGGACUCAGAUCACUGGAUUGUCAAGGGUGUUCCAUGCCCUGAGCGACACUUUUGCCUUAACGGGGGAUCUUGUACAUUUUAUCCUCGAAUCAAUGCCAGAUCCUGCAAUUGCACCGUCGGUUUUGAGGGCGCGCGGUGCGAAUUAAAGGGUGGAUUUACGAUGGAAUUAAAAGAACGAUCAGCCGGGGCCGGAGCUUUAGAAGUGUGUGCCUAUCUUACCGUAAUCACCAAUCUUCUCUGUAUUAUUCUCCUCCUCAUUUUACUCUGCUUCGCCUAUCGAUAUUUACAAACAACGAAAAAGGAUGUGCCUCGAAAUAAUGCUUCAGAACGAUCGAGAAAUCCAGACAGAACAGCUGCUGCAACGCCGUCCAAUGGUUCAGAAAGUUUUUGCACACAAUGUCAGUCUGUCACCGAAUCCAGCAGGACCAGUACGAUCCAUCAGACUCAGGCUGAUGAGCGACAGACUUUGCUGACCGUUCACACGGAAAAGCACACUUCGCGAUCGGGACCGUCACGACCAGUCCGCCCGCACCGGAAUUCCCAGUUCGACAUUCCGGCCCGCAACGGGAGUACCGUGGCCACAUGCAAUCAUCAGCAUGUUAACCACACAUCCGCUGAUCGCAGCAUCCCGCGGUCGGCCGACGGUCAACGCUGGGUCUGGCCACCAGCCGAUCCUACAAAGGUCACCACCACCUCCACCUCCCUGGUUCCGCCGGAAACGCUGGUCGCCAUGCAGAUUGAUCAGUGUGUACAGCGGCGCGUCUCGGUAGCGGAAGUCAGGACGGCAUGAAUUAUGGAAAGAGGCAAAAACUGCUGAAAUGGAAACCGCUAUGUUUCGUUCUCUUCAUACUCCGUCCCGCGUUCAUCUGUCAUUGUCUGCCGAGAAGGAACUGUUUGCGAGCGGCACGGCCACCGUUUUUGGUACCAAAUUCCCGGUGAAUAUGGAUAUGUAGCUGACAAUCAAAGCAAUAGCACAAGUUAUUUAUAUUUAACCAGAAAAGAUUUGUGGAGUUGUUAAGAUGUUUUUCGCGUUCUUCUCUGUUCUUUUUGCAUUAUGGAUCUCUUUCUCAAUGUCCAUGACAGCAUUGAUGGUGUUUGCAUUAUUGUAAAAUUUAUGCACUCGGGUGUACAAUACAAAAACGCCGCCGACACAAUGAAAUUCGGCUAUGCAUUUAUGCAUUUUGUGAACGGUACAUGAAUAAAA
This is a messenger RNA of Paramacrobiotus metropolitanus, 2655 nucleotides long. RefSeq names its product pro-neuregulin-2, membrane-bound isoform-like. Bases 436 to 2241 code for a protein of 601 amino acids. The record is from RefSeq and is a predicted model, not a curated record. NCBI's taxonomy places the organism in Eukaryota, Metazoa, Tardigrada, Eutardigrada, Parachela, Macrobiotidae. The transcript is spliced from 8 exons.